This is a messenger RNA of Pogona vitticeps (central bearded dragon), 954 nucleotides long. The record is from RefSeq and is a predicted model, not a curated record. Lineage: Eukaryota; Metazoa; Chordata; Lepidosauria; Squamata; Agamidae.
AUGAUGGAAAUGGUUUCCGUAGCAAUUUACAUCAUUGUCUUGCUUGUGGGGGCCACAGGGAAUGGUGUAGUGAUCUUCCUAACUGGUUUUCGCCUGAAGAAGACGGUGACCACCAUAUGGUAUCUCAACUUGGCCGUGGCCGACUUCAUUUUUGCUGUUUGCCUCUCCUCAGAUAUAGCUUAUUUAGCCCUGAAAAGUUGGAUUCUGGGAAGACUGAUGUGUAAACUUGACUCUGUGGUCCCCUUCCUUAAUAUGUUUGCCAGCGUCUUCUUCUUGACCACCAUCAGCGUUGACCGCUGUGUUUCAGUGGUGCACCCAGUCUGGGCCUUAAACCAUCGUACCCUUCAGCUUGCUUCAUUCAUGGCUGUGGUCAUCUGGGUGAUGGCUUUGUCUCUCAGCUCACCGUACUUCAUCUUCCGGGACACAGAAGACUCAGAAGAUGGCACUGUCCAAUGCAUUUACACCUUCAGUUUGGGCAACGAUAGUGAUCUAUGGAAACACCGUUUCUUGGUGGCUACUGAAUUUGUGCUUGGCUUUCUCAUCCCCUUCACCAUCAUUCUGACCUGCUACUGCGCCAUUGUCAUCAAACUAAGAGGGAAAAUCUUUGGCCGAUUUAGCCGAUCCUUCAAAAUCAUCAUAGCCGUCAUUGUAGUCUUCUUCUGUUGCUGGUUUCCCUACCACCUCUUCUCUAUUCUUGAAACACUGGAGGAUGACAGCCUGGAAAUGAAACACAUCCUUGAUCUAGGCUUUCCACUGGCUUAUGGACUGGUUUGUCUCAACAGCUGCCUGAAUCCCCUCUUGUAUGCUUUCCUUGGGCUGGACUGCAGAAAAACCAGCAAGCGGUCCUUCCUAUCAGCCUUUAGAGGAGCUUUUAGCGACAGCUGGACCGUGCCCUCUUUCUCCAGCAACAGAAACUCUAGCUCCACGUCAGGAGUGGAGUCCACCAUGGUUUGA